Messenger RNA from Nestor notabilis (Kea), 240 nucleotides. It is a transcript of the gene RBX1, whose product is annotated as ring-box 1, E3 ubiquitin protein ligase. Gene Ontology annotation, cellular component: nucleus; cullin-RING ubiquitin ligase complex. Gene Ontology annotation, molecular function: zinc ion binding; cullin family protein binding; ubiquitin protein ligase activity. The annotation marks the transcript as partial. Gene Ontology annotation, biological process: protein ubiquitination; ubiquitin-dependent protein catabolic process. Lineage: Eukaryota; Metazoa; Chordata; Aves; Psittaciformes; Psittacidae. The transcript is spliced from 3 exons. The record is from RefSeq and is a predicted model, not a curated record.
UGGAAUGCAGUAGCUCUGUGGGCUUGGGACAUUGUGGUUGAUAACUGUGCCAUUUGCAGAAACCAUAUUAUGGACCUAUGCAUAGAAUGUCAAGCGAACCAAGCAUCAGCUACCUCUGAAGAGUGCACAGUUGCAUGGGGUGUCUGCAAUCAUGCUUUCCACUUCCACUGCAUCUCUCGCUGGCUCAAAACUCGCCAAGUAUGUCCGCUGGACAACCGGGAAUGGGAGUUCCAAAAGUAG